Rhizophagus irregularis DAOM 181602=DAOM 197198 is the source of this 705-nucleotide messenger RNA. RefSeq lists its product as uncharacterized. NCBI's taxonomy places the organism in Eukaryota, Fungi, Glomeromycota, Glomeromycetes, Glomerales, Glomeraceae. Gene Ontology annotation, biological process: sterol transport. The record is from RefSeq and is a predicted model, not a curated record. Gene Ontology annotation, molecular function: sterol binding.
UAAUUUACAAUCAACUUAACUAAUAUCACUAAUAUCUUCAAAAUCACUCAUCGAUAAUCACAUUCAUCAAAGAAAUCAUGAAGCAAAAUCUUAUUUUUGUUGUCAUUUUAUUGGUUACGCUUUCAAUGGUCAAUGCUAUUCCAUACUAUCAAUUCGAUAAAAGAGCUACUACGUUUGAACAAUGUCCUACUGGAUCUCAGUUUCCAAUUACUGUAUCGAUUCAACCUGAUCCUCCCGUUCUUGGACAAGAUUGUACUUUUACUGUUACCGGAACCAUAGAUAGUGGUAUUAACCCAGGUACUACUUUAUUGAUAUCCUUAGUUGAUGGUGCUAACAAAGUACUUAACCAGGCAACUAUUAUCGAUAUUUGUACUGCGGGAGCCACGUGUCCAACUACAUCUUUCAGCAUAACAAGAACGAUUACAAUAGAUGCUGGUUUACCUGCAACAUACUCUAUUGUGAUUGCAGUUACGGAUGAGAAUAAAACUAUGUUGAGUUGUGCUCUAGGCACUAUUACUGGUUAAUUAUUAUAUUUCGGAUAUUAUAUUUUUUAUUAAAUUAAAUUUUAGAGAAUUUUACUUUGUUAUUUACUUUUAUUUUUUUUUAGUUUAUAUUUUAAAUAAAUUUUAUUUAUUUGUUUAAACUUGUUAACAUUUUAAAUCUAUUUUUAUAACUCAUAUUAUGUUUAAUAAAUAAAAUUGAUCA